Messenger RNA from Manduca sexta (tobacco hornworm), 2325 nucleotides. RefSeq lists its product as uncharacterized. The transcript is spliced from 3 exons. Lineage: Eukaryota; Metazoa; Arthropoda; Insecta; Lepidoptera; Sphingidae. The record is from RefSeq and is a predicted model, not a curated record. Bases 48 to 1637 code for a protein of 529 amino acids.
CAACAAUUAAAACAUUCACGACUCGGCGUUCAAACACAUCACUCGCCAUGUUUCGCCCAGUCGUGUUCGCUUUUUUACUUACUUAUACUAGUGUUUUGGGUGAAAAAUGUGUAGGUCACAACUUCGAAAGUGAUUUUGAUUAUUUGUUCAAAAGUGAUUCUUAUGUUUGCGUCAAUGGAGAACAAUGGCAAUUGUCAAACUAUUCUUCAAUCGAUAUAGCAGAUGUCCCUGCAGGAAGUAACCGUUUUAUAGAACCAAGGUCAAUCAUGACUUGCGAGUCAACCACCUCGUUCCAAAUGUAUGAGGGUACUUUAGAAGUCAACAUUUAUAUGAAGGCAAAGAAGGACGAAGAUUUCUUGUCAGUGUUUGUGAGUGAACUCACAAGCAAUGGGCACAGUAAUCGUGGUCAUGCAUCCUUCUCACGAAGAAUAUCAAAUUAUAAGGACGGUUGGAAUACCAUUCGAAUUGAAUUAUCCAGUUCUUUCAUUGGUUUUAUAUCAUUCAUAGGUGAGAAAUCUGAAGAAUCGAUAGUGUUAAUUGAUUCAUUUAGAUACUUUGCAAAAGAUCAUAAAGAUAAUUGUAUAUUAUACAAAGAUAUCGAUAAUGAUAUAACUAUAGAUCCCGACACUGUUGAGUCCACAACUGAAUCACAAACAUGGCCUGAUCCCGAAAUAAACACAACUCCUGAAGUUGAUAUGACAUAUUCUACCCCAGAAUUUGAGACAACGCCUUAUCCCUUUCCUGAAGAACACAUAAGUACAUCCGCUCCGUCAGAGGAAGAGACUACGCCUUAUCCCUUACCUGAAGAACACAUAAGUACAUCCGCUCCGUCAGAGGAAGAAACUACGCCUUAUCCUUUACCUGAAGAACAUACAAGUACAUCCGCUCCGUCAGAGGAAGAACCCACGCCUUAUCCCUUACCUGAAGAACACGUUAGUACAUCCGCUCCGUCAGAGAAAGAGACUACGCCUUAUCCCUUACCUGAAGAACACAUAAGUACACUCCCUCCGUCAGAGCUGGAAUCAACGCCUUAUCCCAGUCCUGAAGAAGAACUAACGACUUAUGACCCUACUACUGACUCAGAACCAAAUUAUCAAACAACUAACAGCCCAAUUGUAGAAACAGAAAAAUGCGUUACAUACAAUUUUGAAAAAGAUUUCGACAAGUUAUUUACCCAUAAUCACGAGCUGUGUGGAAACUUCGACAUAUGGGAACUUAGCAACUAUUCAUCAAACGGAAUAGACACGAUCAAUGCUAAAGGAAAUUCAUAUUUAUCACCAAGUGAAGAUUUGAGUUGCAUAUCGGCUUUUCCAAUUCGUAUGAGUCCUAACGGCCUUGUUGAAGUGAACGUUUAUAUCGAAACCGCUUCAAAAUUAGAUUAUAUAAUUGUUCUAGUGAAGAACGUAGUGGUGGGCAGCGUGGAUACUGUUGCUGGUUCAAUUAUAUACGAGCCUGAUGUUGCUUCGUUUGUCGAAGGAUGGAAUGUUCUUCGUAUUAACGUGGUAAACUUGAGGAGUUUUGAUGGAUACCUUAUAUUUCUCGGUGCAGCCUCAGAAGGAUCGACCGUGCUCGUCGACUCAUUUCGCUACAUACCACCCUGGGCCAAUGCAAACGACCCAGACUGCCAAUUCCGCUAAAAUUGAGAAGAAAAUAACAAACUUUGGACCAGCAAAGUAUAUAUCACUAAACAUAAGUUGAUAGACAGAAAUUGGAAAUAACUUGGCAAAGACAAUAAAGUAAUAGAAAUAGGGCAUUUUAAUUGAUAUUUUAUUUUUUAGUUAUUUAAAUCUAAGAUAUCUCAAAGGCUAAAAAUAACAUUCCAUUGAAUUAUAAUGACAGGUCUAUUUAAGCAGUAAGAGAAUAAGGACGUACCGAUUAAUGAAUGACCUCACUUUAUAUACGUGAGUGUACACGAAAGAGAUAGCUUUCGACUACGCGUCCUUGCUGCCUACAACAAUAAAUAUUAAAUGCUGCCUCAUUUCACAGGCCAAUUCCCCAGUAUGCUUAAUUUCAAUUAAGUAUACAAAAUUAAUGAAAUAAUAGUAUUAAAUAAGCAAGUCUAUUCUAUGAAAAUUAUAAACCAAGAGUUCAAUAGUAUUACUAUGAAACACCUCUCAUUGAACUUAGAUAUGACUGUUGAUCUAUAUCUUCAUGAUUCUAAAUUUGGGAUCAUUUUACUUGGUUGUCCCUAAGGUCCAAUAGAACUUAUGUUUGGCACAGGUCCUACUGAUUGAUCUUUAUCAAGCACGUGAUUUCUAAUAACUAAUUCUCCACUAAAAUGUUUCCAGUGUACACGGAAUUAGGAGGAAUAUAGCAUUAUUCUAU